UAAUUUAUUUUUUAAUCUUUUCACAUUUAACGUGCACGUUAUGGGCGUCGCAUAUUGUCCUGAAUUAUCGAUUUUUUCCAAGUAUCUCUCACAGUGUACAACAAACGGUUACUAUGGAUACUUUCCUCUAUGAAGUUCCGGGUAUGAAACUGUUCUCGUUUCCAGUGAGAUAGGUACGUUUAAAUAUGACGUAUUCUAACCGCGAUAUUAGAAAGAUUGAACAUUUUUACGCCAUUGGAGAAUCGGUAAAAUGAACCGGACGAACGAAAGAGUUUUGAAACGACGGAGCAAUCCGGAAGUUUCACGUAGAAACGACUCGAGUAGCAGCGAGGAAUCUUCGUCGGUUACCGAGAGCACCGAGUAUUCACCAUAUGUGCAAAACACCAGCACGCCUCUUAGACCUAGAUGGACAAAUUCCGAAGAGACCAAUAGGUUUCGACGAGGACAAGGAGAUAUCGACGAUGCAGAAGAGGUGUCAUCUGACAAAAAGGGAUCGAAAAAGUUUCAGAGACGCAAAGAGCAUGUUGAUCGAAAAAGGUAUCAGGACAAUCGUGAAAGAAUCGUUGAAAAGCAGAGAGGAGGACACGACCGACGUAAUAAACGAAGACACGAUAGACGUUCUGAAGACGCUGCUAAUAAAAGACGAAAGGAAACAUCCAGUUCAGAGUCAUCGGACAAAAGUUAUAAUGAAAGCGACUUGGAACAGUCGAAACGAAAAAGACGAGAUUUAGUAGGGGAUAAUGAAUUGCCUAUUACGGAAAUCUUAAGGAGGUCGCAAGAAAAUGCGCGAACCAAAUAUGAGCAUCAGGUGCCACUCCCUGUAUUAACCACGGAUAAAGUUUACGUACAGCACAGGGGUGGUUUUAGUACAAUGAAAAUUAACCAAACAAAAGGUUUUCCUAGUGACAAGAAAACUGAAAGGGCAAGUAGCGUUGAUAUUCAUGACGAAGACAAUUCUCCGCCUAUAAAGGUGGCCAUUAUGCUUCAACAAUUUUGGAAAAAUACAGGUCUUUUGUAUCAAGGCCUUCUAGGCGGUAUGGCGCUUACUCAUUUCAUCAUGGUAUGUUUCCAUUACUUUAUAAAAGAAAAUCUUUCCAUCAUUGUGUUUUAUCUUCUAUCUAACCUCUUCUUUUUUCAGUUGCACGUAUUUUUUAAUAAUUCUAUAGAAUUCAUCGCAAAAUACUCACCAUUUUGUGAGAUUUAUACAAACAUCUUUUCGUUUCUUAUUGCCAUGUGCAUCGUUUCAACGUUCGAUAAGUUUGAUUUGGCACGAUUCGACGUGGAACAUCUGCGUGAGCUUUAUUUCGACCAUAACAAAGCAAUUAUCGCAGUUCCUUUGUAUCUCGUCGUUUUCUGUCUUCAUCAAAUCGGCGCAGAAACCGAUGAUCAAUUAAAUUUGAUACAUUAUUACAAUUCCAAUCAUACCGUAUGGCAAAACGUCACUAAUGUUCAGUCCCUUCUGGACGACUUAAAUAGUUGGCAGAGGAUAUCCAUGUCGAAAGAUUUACUUGCAGUGUUUGCCUGGUUGUUUGUUUCCCUUGGUACUAAAGAUGAUUCGUUCUUGACUUACCUACAGUCGAUGGAGAAGUACGCGGACGAUAUCGAGUCCUCCAGACGGUAAAUGAAUCAAAGUUUCUUCGGAAAAGAAGAAACUUCUCUUAAUUUGGAAUAUCAUAUUUGGCUGAGGAACUGUGGCGUGUGCGAUUUCAAUAUUUAUUCGUAACAGAAUAGGGUCUGAUAUGUACAAUAUUUAUAAAGUUCUAAAUUCUAACAGACAGUACACGUACAUGUAAUACCAAUGAAGACAAUAACAUUGAGAAUAAAAUAACAUAUGGCGCGAUC
Bombus impatiens (common eastern bumble bee) is the source of this 1842-nucleotide messenger RNA. RefSeq lists its product as uncharacterized. Bases 251 to 1621 code for a protein of 456 amino acids. Gene Ontology annotation, cellular component: ciliary transition zone. Gene Ontology annotation, biological process: cilium assembly. The transcript is spliced from 4 exons. NCBI's taxonomy places the organism in Eukaryota, Metazoa, Arthropoda, Insecta, Hymenoptera, Apidae. The record is from RefSeq and is a predicted model, not a curated record.